CGAGCCGGUCCGCGCGCGCGCUGCUUUCGUGAUCGCCCGUUUCCACUCCACGUUGCCCCCACGUCCAGCGCACGUCCCUACGUCCACUCCACGUCCAAGUUCUAAGUUGCCGUCGCUUCGGGUUCGCCGCGCGCCGUUGAGUGCCGCCUCCAGAACCCCCCCCCCCUUUCUUCGACGCGGCUGUCUUGUCGCUUCGCCGAAUGGAGUCCAUGUUCUUGGAUGAAGGAUGAAAAGAAGGUACAAAGAUGUGACGAUGGGAAACUACGAACAAAGCAUCCUCAUAUAUCUCACUCUUUUACUCAUUGGUGUGCGGAGCGGCCGGGGUCAGUGCAGCAAGGACGAAUAUAGGAAGUGCGUCACAAUGGCUGACCCCCUACUGCAAGAGUCGCGGCUCAUCUACCCGGACAACAUGGCCGACAUCGACAACGUCUGCAGGACAUGGAGUAUGUUCGUGGAUUGUGUGAAGAGGUACACGGAUAAGUGUUUCACCGACCAACGACGACAGGAGUUCAACAGGGCCGUUGAGCUACCGGUCGAUUCCGUCCAUCAGAUGUGCACUGACUCCGACUACCAACAAGAGUAUUUAAAGCACGCAAAGUGUAUGAAAGCCACGCUGACAGAGGACUCCCACUGCGGCAGGCAUUACAGGCAUCUCGUUAACCAAGUUUCAGGUGAAGCCGCCAGACCCAGCUUAUGUUGCUCUCACCACAGGUUUCGUGAGUGCGUAAUGGACCAGACGCGUCGCACGUGCGAUCCUGAUGCAGCACCUUAUGCCAAACAAAUCUUAGAUAAAGCAAUGAGUUUCCUUCGAGAGCAGUGCUCUACUUACAUACCGAAUCGGAUAGACUGUCCUGGAGCGGACUUCUACAAGCAGCCACCCUCAAUUAUCCAGGCGGAGCAAAGGUGGCCCCCGGCGGUGCGACCCACUCCCGGGCCGGGCCCCCUCCCCAUGGGGGGCAUCAACAUGGCCGGCAUGGGGUCUCAGUGGCAACCCCCACCCCCAUUGACCCCCGCCGACGGCAGGGCAGGCUCAACCAAUCUACGCGUAGAGUGGCCGAGCAGCGUGCAGGCGACGUCGUGGGCCCCGAGCGCCCGCCCCCUGCCUGGCGGCCCCGGGCCCGGGGGGCCGUUCGCGACGACGCCGCCCCCGCGAGCGCCGACGGAUGACGUCAACGGCGUGACGCGCUCGAGUUUCGGGCGGGGGAUGUCCUGGUCCACGCCGCAGACGACGCCGCCGACGGAGCAGCCCUCCUGGCGGGUCUCCUCCAGCUUCUCCACCGAGCAGCCCUGGUACCCCGAGGUCAACCAGGACGUCCUCUCCAACACCAUCGACGAGCCCAACCAGCAGGGGCUCGCCCACCAGAACGCUGGCUCCUCCCUCGGCUCCGCCCCCGCCGGAGUCCUCCUCCGGGCCCUUUCCAUGGGACUCCUCAUUUGUAGGUUAGGCUUCCUGUGAGGAAUUGUCUGGAUCCAUGGAGGAAGUCGGAAAACACCAAAAUAAACCACUAGGCAAGAUUAGCAGUAUCCAUAUACAGCUCCAAUUGGACCGCGUUUAACGGAAAGGAACCAAGCCACAUCAGAUAUUGCCGAAUUUAAAAGUUCUCUCCAGUUGAUCACUGGGAGAACAAC
Messenger RNA from Bemisia tabaci, 1629 nucleotides. RefSeq lists its product as uncharacterized. The record is from RefSeq and is a predicted model, not a curated record. NCBI's taxonomy places the organism in Eukaryota, Metazoa, Arthropoda, Insecta, Hemiptera, Aleyrodidae.